CAGCUGCCUCUGGACAGAGGGAGCGGAAGUGGCCAGAAGGGGAAGUGUGAGGAGUUCCCGUCCAGCCUGUCACCAGUCUCCUCAGGUUUUCGCAGUGGCAGCCCUGUGGCCUGGCCGUGGCCAUGGAGUCUGCGGAGGCCCCCGUCAAGGAUGGCAUCCUCUACCAGCAGCACGUCAAGUUCGGCAAGAAGUCCUGGAGGAAGGUGUGGGCUCUGCUGUAUGCAGGAGGCCCGUCAGGCGUGGCGCGGCUGGAGAGCUGGGAGGUCCGGGAUGGUGGUCUGGGGCCAGCAGGUGACAGGUCCACAGGGCCUGGCCGGCGUGGGGAGCGGCGGGGCAUACGCCUGGCCGACUGUGUGUCCGUGCUGCCGGCUGACGGCGAGAGCUGCCCCCGGGACACUGGCGCCUUCCUGCUCACCACCACCGAGCGCAGCCACCUGCUGGCCGCACAGCACCGCCAGGCGUGGAUGGGCCCCAUCUGCCAGCUGGCAUUCCCGGGCACAGGGGAGUCUUCCUCAGGAUCAGGGCAGGCUGAGUCUCCCAAGAGGGGCCCCGUCCCCAUGGAGGAAAACUCCAUCUACUCCUCCUGGCAGGAAGCAGGUGAGUUUCCGGUGGUGGUGCAGAGGACAGAGGCUGCUGCCCGCUGCCUGCUGAAGGGGCCCUACCUCCUGGUGCUGGGCCAGGACGCCAUCCAGCUGAGGGACCCAGCUGGCCCCCAGGCCCUCUAUAGCUGGCCCUACCGCUUCCUGCGCAAGUUCGGCUCCGACAAGGGUGUGUUCUCCUUUGAGGCCGGCCGCCGCUGUGACUCGGGCGAGGGCCUGUUCGCCUUCAGCAGCUCCCGGGCCCCCGACUUGUGCGGGGCCAUGGCAGCUGCCAUCGCCCGCCAGCGGGAGCGGCUGCCGGAGCUGACCGGGCCCCGGCCCUGUCCCCUCCCUCGGGCCACCUCCUUGCCCUCCCUGGACCCGCCUGGAGAGCUGCGGGAGGUACCACUGGGGCACGAGCCACCCACCUCCAGGAGGGUGCGCCUGGCUGAGCCCGGGCCCCAGAGCCUGCCGCUGCUGUUGGGCCCAGCACCUGACGAGCCGGCGGCGUCCGGGCUGUACGCAGCCGUGUGCAAGCGGGCCAGCGGGCCCCCAGCCGCUGCCGAGCACCUCUACGAGAACCUGUGCAAGCCUGAGGCCGGCCCCUCGCCGCCUGAUGCGGGCCCCGACCCCCAGGAAGGCCCCGGCGCCCGCAGCCCCUUGGCCAGCCCCAUCUACCACAACAGCGAGGACCUGAGCUGGCCCGGCCCGGCCCAGGACAGCAGCCUGGAGGCCCAGUACCGGCGGCUGCUGGAGCUGGAGCCGGACGAGGCAGGGGGCACCGGCCGCCCUGGCGCUCAGGCGGGCUUCAAGGCCAAGCUGGUGACGCUGCUGAGUCGAGAGCGGAGGAAGGGCCCUGCCCCCUGUGACCGGCCCUGAACACUGCGGAGUGGCAGCUGGAGCAGAGGCGCUCUCCCCAGGACAGGAGGGUGGGCCAGUGGGCGAACAGUCUGCUCUGGCGGCAGGACAAGGCAGGAAGCCUGGGAGGCCCCGCACCCUGCCCUUCCCUCCCGCCAUGUACAGUGUACAGAC
Messenger RNA from Propithecus coquereli (Coquerel's sifaka), 1610 nucleotides. It is a transcript of the gene DOK3, whose product is annotated as docking protein 3. Gene Ontology annotation, cellular component: cytoplasm. Gene Ontology annotation, biological process: cell surface receptor protein tyrosine kinase signaling pathway; positive regulation of MAPK cascade. NCBI's taxonomy places the organism in Eukaryota, Metazoa, Chordata, Mammalia, Primates, Indriidae. The transcript has 5 exons. The coding region runs from base 123 to 1457 and encodes 444 amino acids. The record is from RefSeq and is a predicted model, not a curated record.